UUCAUUGUCCAAUUGUAAAACUAAGCCCUUGAAACCUCCAUCAUAAAUUUAUCAUAUCACAUAAAACCCUAACCCUACAUUACUCUUUCAUUUCGCUCAUUCUUUCGCCGCUCAAUAUCCUCCCAAUUCCCCUUUCUGAUCCGAGUGGAAGACAUUCAAGGAGAUAGAAAAUGAGUCGAGGAGCUGCAGCAGGAGGUGCUAAGGGCAAGAAGAAGGGAGCUUCCUUCACUAUUGACUGCGCUAAGCCAGUUGAGGACAAGAUUAUGGACAUUGCUUCUCUCGAAAAGUUUCUUCAGGAGAGGAUUAAGGUCGGGGGUAAAGCUGGUGCUCUCGGUGAUUCUGUUACCAUUACUCGUGAAAAGAACAAGAUUACUGUUAACUCUGACAGCAAUUUCUCUAAGAGAUACUUGAAGUACUUGACAAAGAAGUACCUAAAGAAGCACAACGUUCGUGACUGGCUUCGUGUUAUUGCUUCAAAUAAGGAUCGCAAUGUAUACGAGUUGAGGUAUUUCAACAUUGCUGAAAAUGAGGCCGAGGAAGAAGAUUAAGUUUUUAGAAAGAAGUUUUGUGUUAUGUUGGGUUUCUCUGUGUGAGACUUUAUCUUUUUUGUUGAAGUUAGAUUUUAUGUGGUCGACAUCUUGUUACUUUGGAAAUUUUGUCAAGAAUCCUUUUGAUUUAAAGUCUGGCUGUCUGCAAUACUAGUUUCCGGUAUCUAAAUUAUACUCUGAUAGCUCUUUGCUUGGUGUGUUUUCAACACUGAUGCAUAUUUUAUUUAAAUAUUGAACACUGAUUCUAAGUCUGAA
Messenger RNA from Amaranthus tricolor (Joseph's coat), 803 nucleotides. Its product is annotated as 60S ribosomal protein L22-3. The transcript has 3 exons. Lineage: Eukaryota; Viridiplantae; Streptophyta; Magnoliopsida; Caryophyllales; Amaranthaceae. The coding region runs from base 171 to 548 and encodes 125 amino acids. The record is from RefSeq and is a predicted model, not a curated record. Gene Ontology annotation, cellular component: ribosome. Gene Ontology annotation, molecular function: structural constituent of ribosome; RNA binding. Gene Ontology annotation, biological process: cytoplasmic translation.